Messenger RNA from Symbiodinium natans, 1278 nucleotides. NCBI's taxonomy places the organism in Eukaryota, Dinophyceae, Suessiales, Symbiodiniaceae. The record is from the annotation of a GenBank genome assembly.
AUGGUGCUGCUUGAAGCUUUUGGCCUGGCCUCCAAGGAGCUCUUUGACUACAACCGGGAGAACUACAAAUUCGACCAAGAGCAGCGCUUGGAGAGGGACAUGCAAAGGGUAGAGAUGCAGAUCGAACGCUUCGACCUCUUCCGGGAGGAUAUCGAGGAUUUAGUCAAGCUGACUGUGGACAAGAUGGACAUGUAUCACAUCGUCGGCGCCCUCUUCCUGAGUUUCACCGCGCUCGUGUACUGCGAGGGCAUCAUCCAGGGGCCCCAGCCACCGUUUUUCAUGGGCCAGUAUUUCCUCACCGUCGCCGCCUCUUUUGUCUACCUCCUCUUGGCUGUCUGGCUGUCCAUGUACGCCUCCAUUGCAUCCCACAGCUUCGGCGUGCGUCUGAGGACUCGAUACGUGCGACUUCCAAUUCCCAAUCUCUCGCAGAUUCAGAGCCUCACCACGAAGCUGUCAGAUUUCGAGCAGCAGGGCAUUUCCAAGGUGAUGCGCAUUCCGUUCGGACCACAAGGGGCGCAAAAGUGGGAGCUGGAAGCAGAGCGGAAGGCAGAAGAGCAAGGGCAGCCCUCGGCCCAGUCGUCGGGGAACCAGCGCGCAGCCAUGCCGGAGGUUCGCCUGGCCGAUCAGGGAGACAUCGGAUUCGGGCGGGAGGACAUUCUCAUGCAGGCAGCUGCCAGUGUGCCCGGCAAGCACGUGGAGCUCUUCCGGAAGCUUCAGGCCAAGUGGCAGUGCUACGAUGCCUAUGCUCGAAUCUCCAUGGCGCUGGGCGUGAACCAGAUGAUCCAGUCCGUGAACUACUUCGUGGUUGGCUUCACGAUGAUUCAGACCUGCUCGCCCAGCAACGGCUAUGCAGCGACCAUCAUCUUCCAGGGCUGUACCUUCGGCCUGGCUUUCUUGGACAUCGCGGGGCUGAAGAAGUGGAAGAUUUUCGCCCUUCAGAUCGUCGGCGCCAUGCCCAUGGUGAUCCUGGUUGCCAUGCUCACGGUGGCCAACAGAGGGCGGUCGGGCAGCGAGUCCAUCGCCCUGCUGUCGUCUGCCUUCUACGCCUCCCCCCUUUGUGCCUUCCUGGAGGCGAUCUGGCUGGAGCUUUUCAUGAUGACGGCCAAGCCCACCGACGACGAAGCCUCCCUGCCUCGGAAGUUCCGCACGGUGCUCUUCCUGGAUGUCUUCGGCGAUGCCGCCUUUGAUCCCACCGAAGCCGAGCAUGCGGCGGUGACUGCUGGUGUGGACGGGAAGAUGGAGGAGCUGCGGGAUGACGCCGCAAAGCGGGAGGCGUAG